AUGGAUUAUGAAACUCUCUUUACGAUUCUUCCCAAAGAUCCAAAAAAAUGGUCUCUGGAGGAUGUAUCAUAAUGGCUCAAUUUUGUUGGUUUAUAAUCAUUGUAAAGCACUUUCAGUAUGUAUUCAUUUUAAAGAGUAGCAAAUAAUUCAAUUGAUGGAUCAUGUUUAGAAUUAAUAGAAGAAAAUGACUUAAUUGAUGAUCUAGGAAUCAGUAGUAAGAUAGUUAGAAAAAAGUUAAUGCAUUGUAAAUAUAAUUUUAAAGAAAGGGUUGAAAAAUGGAUUAAAAGAGUAUGCUUAACAUAUUAAAUCAGUAAUGAUUGAUGAUAAAAGAUGUGAUAAGAUGGAGUAAGAAUACACUUCUCUUGAAAAUACAGAAUAAACAUAACCCUAAUAUGGAUAAAUUAAUGUAUCACAUGACAUGAUGACUAAUUACAUUAAGAAUAAUGAAAUCUAUUCCCAAUAGUUUUAGCAACCAUUAUGUGAAAUGUAAUAAACAAUACAUAAUAAUAUAGUGAAAAUAAGCCUUAAUUUUUAAAGAAAUAAUAAACCGGCAUUUAAUAAGAAUAAGAAGUUGAAAACUUAGUAUCAAAAGUAUAAAAUGAACUCAUCAUUCAACCAACUGAAGGACCUCAGACUAAUUUCUAUAGUAUAAAAGAAUCUGGAGGAAAAAUAGGUAGGCACUCUAGCAAUUAAAUAUUAAUAUUGGAAGAAAGCAUAAGUCGAUUUCAUGCUGAAAUAGUGUUUUAAAAUGAAGAUGUAAUUUAAAUGUUAUAUACUUUAGUUUUUCAUUAAAGACAUUUCAUCAACAACUGGUACUUUUAUCAAAGUCGAAAGCAAAUUAGAGUUAGAAAUUGGAAUGGUUAUAGAAUUAGGUAGUAACUAAUUUGAGAUUUAGUAAUUAAGUAUGAAUAAUCAAAUAGUUGAAGUAAAUCUUUCUUUAUCUAUAUUUAGGUUGUCAUGCUUAUAAUAGAAGGACUUAAUUCUUCUGAAAAACACAUAAUUGCUUUAAACCCCUAAAAAUGUGUUACAACUGUAGGCAGAAAACAAACUGCUGAUCUCACUUUUAGUGAAGAUCAUCAUCUCUCAAAUAUUCAUGCCAAAAUUUGUCUUAUUGAGGGACGUGUAUAUUUGGAAGAUAUGGGAUCAACUAACGGGUAAGUUUAUUAAAUUUAAUUUUAGUUCCUGGUUGAGAUUGUCUAAAGAAGGAUAAUUCUCAUAGUUAUAUCCAUUACAAAAUUAAACUGUUUUUAAAAUUGGAACCACUUCUACAUAUUUAUGUAAAAGAACUACAUAAUUGGUUACCGAUUAGAAUAACGAGAAUAAUUGUAUAAUUUGUAUAGAAAAUGACCGAGAUGCUUUAUACAUGCCCUGCAAACACAACACUGCUUGUCUAAAAUGCAGUAAAAAUUUGAAAGAUUGUCCAAUCUGCAGAACAAAAAUCCAAGAUGUUAUCAGGAUCUACAAAAACUGA
This is a messenger RNA of Paramecium pentaurelia, 1471 nucleotides long. The record is from the annotation of a GenBank genome assembly. NCBI's taxonomy places the organism in Eukaryota, Ciliophora, Oligohymenophorea, Peniculida, Parameciidae.